GUUCAAACAACGGUGAGGAUUUGUAAAAAAGAACCGGAAUGAGUUUACGAACGGAUAAGAAGUUUGCCGACCUCGGACUCACUUACUGGAUAACGAGACAGGCGGAAAAAUUGGGACUACGACGACCUACUCCGAUUCAGGUGGAAUGCAUACCUCGUAUCCUGCAGGGCCAGGACUGUAUCGGUGCGGCAAAGACCGGUUCGGGUAAAACGUUCGCCUUUGCCCUGCCGAUCUUGCAAAAGCUGAGCGAAGAACCAACAGCAAACUUUGCGCUGGUGCUAACACCGACACACGAACUGGCCCAUCAGAUCGGCGAACAGUUCAUUGUGGCCGGUCAACCAAUGAAUGCGCGCGUUUGCGUUAUCACGGGCGGAACGGACCAGCUGGUCGAGAGCCAAAAACUUCAGAGCCGGCCGCAUAUUGUCGUAGCGAUGCCAGGCCGUCUGGCUGACCACCUGACCGGUUGCAAUACGUUCUCGUUCGCCGCGCUACAGUUCCUGGUGGUGGACGAAGCGGACCGUGUGCUGAGUGGUAGCUUCGACGACGAUCUUCGUGUGAUAGAUCAUUACCUACCGCGGCAACGGCAGAACCUCUUUUUUUCGGCAACGAUGAAAGAGUUCCUGAAAACUUCCUCCGUUUUUCCGAUUGCCGACGAAGCGUUCGAGUGGUCCGAACAAUCAGCCAUCGCCACGGUGGAGACGCUCGAUCAGCGGUACAUCCUGUGUGCCGACUACGACCGGGAUAUGGUGCUGACGGAGGCUCUGCGCAAGUUUAAGGAAGACAACGAAGAAGCGAGCGUUAUGAUCUUUACCAAUUCGAAAAAGGACUGCCAAGUGCUUUCGAUGACCCUGAAAUCGAUCGGCUACGAUAACGUGUGUCUGCAUGGAUUUUUGCGCCAAAAAGAACGGGUGGCCGCGCUGACGCAGUUCAAAUCGAAGCACGUUCGCAUACUGAUUGCGACAGAUGUGGCCAGCCGGGGGCUAGAUAUUCCCCACGUUCAGCUGGUGCUGAACCAUCGGUUGCCAAAGGUGCCGAACGAGUACAUCCACCGCGUGGGUCGCACGGCUCGUGCUGGACGUUCGGGACUCGCGGUGUCCAUCUUUCGGUUUCCACGAGAUUUGGAGUUUCUCGGUGAAAUUGAAGCCCUCAUCAACACGAAGCUAACGGAGCAUCCCAUCGAUCAACGACUGGUUGAGCGGAUAUUCAUGCAGGUGAGUGUGGCUCGUCGUGAGGCCGAGAUGAACCUGGACAACAAGGAUUUCGAUGAACGGCAGCAGAACUAUCGGCGGAAGCGCUGGAUGCAACAAGGACUCGAUCCGGACGAGAUGGAAGCAGAAUGGCGCGAAGAGAAGGAAACUAGAGCGGAGGCGCGCCGUGAACGGUUAAAGCAAGAGAAUGCUGAGCGUCGCCGGCGGGAGGAAGAAUUCAAGAACUCGGCACUGGUAGCGAAUGACAAACGGUUCCAAGCGGCCGUAACGGACAAGAAGUUCAAAAAAAAGAAGUUCAUCGCUUCCGACAAGUUGAAUGAGUUGGUUGUGCAACGAAAGUCGGUACCAGCAGCCGGGAAGAAAUUAAUCAAGAAAAAAGGCUCCAAAAGCAAACCGCAAUAGUGACAAUAAACAAAACAUUCACUGCACCCAACGGCUG
Messenger RNA from Anopheles bellator, 1647 nucleotides. It is a transcript of the gene Dbp45A, whose product is annotated as probable ATP-dependent RNA helicase Dbp45A. The record is from RefSeq and is a predicted model, not a curated record. Gene Ontology annotation, molecular function: nucleic acid binding; RNA helicase activity; ATP binding. The transcript has 3 exons. NCBI's taxonomy places the organism in Eukaryota, Metazoa, Arthropoda, Insecta, Diptera, Culicidae. Bases 39 to 1610 code for a protein of 523 amino acids.